Messenger RNA from Protopolystoma xenopodis, 477 nucleotides. NCBI's taxonomy places the organism in Eukaryota, Metazoa, Platyhelminthes, Monogenea, Polystomatidea, Polystomatidae. The record is from the annotation of a GenBank genome assembly.
AUGUCUACAAAAGCUCGAAGACGGUUGAUGAAUGAUUUCAGAAAAAUUCAACUCGACCCUCCUCCAGGCGUUUAUGCCGUACCACAGGACGAAAAUAUAUUAUUAUGGCAUGCUGUUAUUCUUGGUGCUGACAGUACCCCAUUUGCUGACGGAAUUUUUAAGUUAACCAUGGAGUUUACGGAAAAUUACCCCAAUGUUCCCCCUACGGUUAAAUUUAUUUCAAAAAUGUUUCAUCCGAAUGUAUACGCUGAUGGGAGUAUCUGUCUUGAUAUUCUGCAAAAUAUGUGGUCCUCCUCCUAUGAUAUAGGUUCCAUCCUAACCUCCCUUCAAUCUCUCUUAGGUGAUCCAAAUCCCAAUUCACCUGCAAAUACAGCGGCUGCUGAACUAUAUGAAGAAGAUUACAGGUCUUAUGAAAAGCAGGUUCGACGGAUUGUUGAAGAUUCAUGGAUAUGUUGCGACACCAUUGACCCUACCUAG